AUGAAGCCGGGGGAGGGGUUGGGAGUUGAUCUAAGGAAGCGGGUGGAAUUGGUUGUUCGAGAGAGUCAGAGGGAGGGAAUCGCUCAGAUAUGGGAGGAGAAUAUUGCAGGAUAUCGAGGAGUAAUGGGUCAGGGACGGAAGGGAUGGAUAGAUCUAACGGAACAUUAUCGUCGGGAGGAACAGAGGAUAUUAAAAAAGGAAAACAGCAUAGCAUUGAGAGGUUUAUUAGAUAGCACGUUAAAGCAUACCAGAGCGUUAGCUGCGUUAAAACGACCAAUAGCUUAUUGGGACGAUUUAUUGAUAUAUAUAUUAGCUAGCAAACUAGACUACUUUACGAUAAAGGAGUGGGAGAGUAGUCUAGACAGUAAGCAAGUACCAAAAUUUGAUGAGUUGAUAGAGUUCUUAACAAAGCGGUGUGAAACUUUAGAAGCCGUUGCUAGAAGGAGUCUAUCUAUGGAGUCAUCUAGUAAGCCUCGCCAAAUGGCCGGUAAAACGACAAACGCACAUGCAGCGGUAAUAAGCGUGAAAUGUGCACAUUGUAAGGGCGACCACCAAAUUUAUCAGUGUAAAACAUUCAAAGAGCUUCCAGUUACAGACCGUUUAAACAAGGUGAGAUCUCUAAAAUUAUGUCUUAAUUGUUUGAAGGGCAAGCAUUUUGCUAAGUGUUGUAACGCCGGCCACUGUAGAAGGUGUAUGAAAAAGCACAGCACUUUGUUACACGAUGAUCGCACUUCGUCAAAAGAGAAGAACGAGGACACAAAUAAGCCAAACUCUAGUUCCGAUAAGGAGGCAUGUAAGAAGGAAAAUACAAUAUGUACGUACACACAAUCAAAAAGGAUAUUUACUUCAGUACAGGUAUUAUUAUCUACGGCAGUAGUAUUAGUCAAAGACCGCGACGGGCAUUACAUAGAAGGUAAAGCAUUACUUGACAACGGGUCUCAAUCCAAUUUUAUUACUGAGGAGUUCAUUAAGAAAUUAAACGUAAGAACAAAGGAAAAUCAUAUAGAGAUAAAAGGUAUAAACCAACACGUAUCACAUGCUAUGAAAUCAGUACAAUUGCAUUUAAGUUCACGAUUUAAUACCUUCGGAAUGGAUAUGCAAUUCAUAGUAUUGGAAAAGAUUACACAAAAUUUACCUACAAUCGAAGUAAACGUAACAGAUUUAGAUAUACCAAAAAAUAUUAAAUUGGCAGAUCCAAGAUUCAACAUUCCAAGUAAGAUAGAUAUAUUAAUCGGUGCAGAAAGAUUUUGGGAACUAGUUUGCAUGGGUCAAAUAAAAUUAGGCAGAAACAAACCAAUAUUACAAAAAUCGUUACUAGGUUGGUUAGUGUCAGGUUGCAAUCUGAGUACAUUAGAAGAAUUAUGUCAAAAGAUUCAAAGGUUCUGGGAGAUAGAAAAUUACGCGAAUACGGAGAAUAGUACUUCAGAGGAAAGGUACUGCGAAAGGCUAUUUGAAACUAGUUACAUACGACGAGAUGAUGGUAGGUUUGUAGUCCAACUGCCAGUCAAAAAAGAGAUAUUGCCAUUGUUGAAUGGUUCGAGGGAGGUAGCCUUAAAGAGAUUUUUAGCGUUAGAACGAAAACUCAGUUACAACCCUGAAUUAAAAAGGGAAUACAUUGCGUUUAUGAAGGAAUACCAGCAGUUAGAGAAUAUGAAUCGGGUAGAGAUGAAUAGAGAUGAUAAUUUUCGAGUAUUUUUGCCACACCAAGCGACAAAUCAACGUGUAACAAAGAGGAAAGUGCUAUCGCAAACAUGCAAACUAUUUGAUCCGUUAGGAUUAGUAGGACCGGUAAUAACAUUAACAAAAAUUCUAAUGCAAAGCAUGUGGAGUUCAGGCGUAAAAUGGGACGAAUCAAUGCCCAUGCACAUUCAUAGGGAGUGGGAGCGAAUAAGAUCACAAUUACAUGUACUCAUGGACUGCAAAUUCCUAGGUUAA
Mycetomoellerius zeteki is the source of this 1935-nucleotide messenger RNA. RefSeq lists its product as uncharacterized. Bases 1 to 1935 code for a protein of 644 amino acids. The record is from RefSeq and is a predicted model, not a curated record. The transcript has 4 exons. NCBI's taxonomy places the organism in Eukaryota, Metazoa, Arthropoda, Insecta, Hymenoptera, Formicidae.